This is a messenger RNA of Yamadazyma tenuis ATCC 10573, 857 nucleotides long. RefSeq names its product glycerol-1-phosphatase (gene RHR2). The record is from RefSeq and is a predicted model, not a curated record. Lineage: Eukaryota; Fungi; Ascomycota; Pichiomycetes; Serinales; Debaryomycetaceae. Gene Ontology annotation, molecular function: beta-phosphoglucomutase activity; sn-glycerol 1-phosphatase activity. Gene Ontology annotation, biological process: glycerol biosynthetic process; response to osmotic stress.
AUUUAUCAUAUUACUACCUUCAUUUUUACACCAUGACCAUUCAAAAUCAACCCGCUAUUUUUUACGUUAAUGCUGCUCUCUUCGACUGCGAUGGUACUUUAGUUAAUUCGACCGGUGCUAUCUCUGAGUUCUGGAGGGAUUUCGGAAAAACUAGACCACAUGUCAACCCUGAUGAGAUUAUCAGAACAAGUCACGGUUGCAGAACCUUCGAUGUCAUUGCCAAGUGGUCUCCAGAAGAUGCUAAUGUUGCCCAGGUUACUGCUUGGGAAGGUGCUAUCCCAGAUUCUUUUGGUCAAUACGCUAAACCCAUUCCUGGUGCUGUUGAAUUAGUCAAGUCUUUUGACGAUUUCUCCAAACAGCAGACCGCUGAUGGAAAGCAAAGAUGGGCCAUCGUCACGUCAGGAACUUUACCUUUAGCCACUAAAUGGUUGAAGUUGAUGUCCAUUACACAACCAGACUGCUUCAUUACUGCCGAAAAAGUCACCAAGGGAAAACCUCACCCUCAAGGAUACCAAAAUGCCAGAAACACCUUGGGAUUCGAAGAUGCUGCUGCCAAGGUGGUGGUGUUUGAAGAUGCUCCAGCCGGUAUCACAGCCGGUAAGGGAGCUGGUGCCAUGAUUGUUGGUAUCUGUUCCACCUACGAUCCAGAAAAGGUGAGAAAAUCAGGUGCUGACAUUGUGGUGGAUGACUUGUCGUCGUUCAAGAUCGACAGUUACAACCCAGCCACUAACGAAUUCAAGGUGGUUGUAUCUGAAUAUCAUUAUGCCAACGAGGAAUACUUGCAAGAGGUUGCUUAAGCUGGCUACAUGCGGUUUUUUGUAAAGUAGAUUUUAUAGAAUAAACAAAGGGAUUUCACA